Messenger RNA from Penicillium crustosum, 1266 nucleotides. RefSeq lists its product as uncharacterized. The transcript is spliced from 2 exons. Gene Ontology annotation, biological process: protein refolding. Gene Ontology annotation, cellular component: cytoplasm. The coding region runs from base 1 to 1266 and encodes 421 amino acids. NCBI's taxonomy places the organism in Eukaryota, Fungi, Ascomycota, Eurotiomycetes, Eurotiales, Aspergillaceae. The record is from RefSeq and is a predicted model, not a curated record. Gene Ontology annotation, molecular function: Hsp70 protein binding.
AUGCAAUUAUUACGACUCCUAGUCGCGAUAGCCGUGGUGCUAUUCUCCGUCGUUGUAAUCGCCGCCGAGGAUUACUACAAGGUGCUUGGACUUGCGAAGUCCGCAUCGGAGAGGGACAUCAAGCGCGCGUACAGAACACUAAGCAAGAAAUACCACCCUGACAAGAACCCCAACGACGAUACGGCGCGCGAGAAAUUCGUCGAAAUCGCAGACGCCUACGAUGUACUCUCGACUAGCACGCUGCGCAAAGUUUACGAUCAAUACGGCCACGACGGGGUAGAGCAGCACCGCAAAGGUGGAUCAGCCGGCGGCGGCCACGACCCAUUCGACCUGUUCUCGCGAUUCUUCGGUGGGGGCGGACACUCCGGACACGCGCCUGGACACCGUCGCGGACCGGACAUGGAAGUGCGGGCUGCGUUGCCACUUCGGGAUUUCUAUAAUGGACGCGAGAUCAACUUCCUUGUUGAGAAGCAGCAGAUCUGUGAUUCGUGUGAGGGUACCGGAUCCAAGGACCGAGAGGUUGUGACUUGUGAUCGGUGCUCUGGACGUGGUAUGGUUAUUCAGAAACAUAUGAUUGCGCCUGGGAUGUUCCAGCAGGUGCAGAUGCAGUGUGAUAAAUGUCAUGGACAGGGGAAGAAGAUUAAGAAUCCUUGUCCUGUUUGUGAGGGAAAUCGGGUUGUUCGGAAUCAGGUUGAGACCAGUGCUAGUAUUGAGCCUGGGAUGGGCAAGGGGACUAGGCUUGUUUUUGAAAAUGAGGCUGAUGAGAGUCCCGACUGGAUUGCUGGGGAUUUGAUUGUUGUUUUGGAUGAGAAGGAGCCUGAGCUUGGGGUGGAAGUGGAGGAGAAGACCGAUGGGACGUUCUUCCGACGGAAGGGCAAGGAUCUUUUCUGGAAGGAGACUCUUUCGCUGCGCGAGGCGUGGAUGGGUGGUUGGAGUCGCAAUCUCACACAUCUUGAUGGACAUGUUGUCCGUCUUGGACGUGGUCGCGGUGAGGUUGUGCAGCCGUUGGCUGUUGAGACUAUUGCCGGAGAGGGUAUGCCCCAUUACUCCGAGGGUCAUUUACAUGAUCACCAUGAUGAGAAUGAUGAGGCGGGCAAUCUGUUUGUUGAGUAUACUGUUAUCCUGCCGGAUCAGAUGGAGAGCGGGAUGGAGAAGGACUUCCAUGCUCUUUGGGAGAAGUGGCGCAAGAAGAAUGGAGUUGAUUUGGCGAAGGAUUCUGGGCGACCUGUUGUGUCUCCGCCGGCGGAGGAUAAGGAUGAGUUGUGA